This is a messenger RNA of Pseudogymnoascus destructans, 456 nucleotides long. RefSeq names its product DNA-directed RNA polymerases I, II, and III subunit RPABC3 (gene RPB8). The coding region runs from base 1 to 456 and encodes 151 amino acids. NCBI's taxonomy places the organism in Eukaryota, Fungi, Ascomycota, Leotiomycetes, Thelebolales, Thelebolaceae. Gene Ontology annotation, molecular function: DNA-directed RNA polymerase activity. Gene Ontology annotation, cellular component: RNA polymerase III complex; RNA polymerase I complex; RNA polymerase II, core complex. Gene Ontology annotation, biological process: DNA-templated transcription. The transcript is spliced from 2 exons. The record is from RefSeq and is a predicted model, not a curated record.
AUGUCUGGCAUGACCAGCGACUCGCAGCUGUUCGAUGAGCACUUCACCAUCACAGCAAGCGACCAAUCCAAAUAUGACCGAGUGUCUCGUAUCAGCGCAACGUCCCAAGACUCGCAAACAACCUUUGCUCUCGAUAUCAACACAGAGCUCUUUCCAUGCGCCGUCGGUGAGCCACUGCACAUGGUUUUGGCCAGCACCCUCUCGUUGGAUGGGAGCAAAGAUGACAACAAAGGCUGGAGAGACGUCGGCCGAAGUGGACAAGGUGGCGAAGCGACACUUGCGGACCUGUUUGACUACGUCUGCCAUGGCAAGAUCUACAAGUUCGAGGAUGGGGAUGAUGGAAAUAUAAUCAAAUGUUAUGUAUCUUUCGGCGGGCUUUUAUUAGCACUGGAGGGGCCCUACAAGAAGCUCACUCCAUUGCGGGUGGAUUACAUCUAUCUGCUUAUUAAGAAAUGA